AUGCGGUCAUUGGAGAAAGGGGGGUACUACGUGUGGGGCUGUAUGUAAUGUGUACCACAUUGAUCAGGGGCGAUCAAUCCUGGUGGACCUCGUCGAAGAACCGAACGCAUGGGCCCGAGGAAGAUGCUUCCAAAACAUCCCAUCAUGGAAGACGCGAACACGGUGUCAAGUGCGCAACCCGUGCCAUGGGAACUCAGGGAGCAAGACGGGCCUGACCUUGUUUGGUCGUUUAGUUAUCUCACCAUUAAAGUAGUAUCCUUCGCCAGGCAAGAUCCCCAGGGGCUUGAGCUCAGCCUGAAGCAGAGUUUUCCGGUCAAUCCCAAUGGUUGGGUUAUGCCCGAGAAGUACGAACUGUUUUUGUAUGUGGCCAUGGAAAGAAGGGGGCCCUACGUGUGGGGCGUAUGUACCUCAUCCUAUCAUGAGCUGCGCCCCGUGUCGCAGGGCGCUGCGAGACGCGAAACUGGCGGGAGGCGCAACGAGGGGCGCAACAUCAUACAAAACCUUCACUUUGGGCUGUUACCAAACCUGUAUGCAGUGUGGACAUUAGUAACGUUUGCAAAUUUACCUGGCCAUUGUUUUCCUGCUCCCAUUGACAAAACCUCGAUCAAGUUCGCCAUUUUGGCCAAGAUCAAGAAUGGGCACUGCCAGAGGUGCCACUAUGACGACAGCCCUCUUCGAAAUGGGAUACUGCGAAGAGUUGGCCUAACGAAGACAUACGCCCCGAUUCCUUCGAUGCCACGGUGGAGAUUGAGCUUCAGUGGCCUUGAUGGUUCCACCCCAUUCUGGGUAAGGGUGGUGCAGACAGAGUUCACACCCCCCUAUGACCACCGGGCGUACACCUAUGGGAGUCGGCGGCCAGAGGCUUGUACUAUUCGCCUUGCGGCCUUGAAGCAUGGGGCGUCAUUACACUAUCACCAGUGGUGAUACGGACUUCAUUUAAUUGAAUGCAUCGCCGGGCUUUCUACAGUGCAAACACAGGCACCCACUGCCUUCAUAACCAUACAGAUGUUAGAGGUGGUCAUUCUCCUGCGUUG
Pisolithus orientalis is the source of this 1034-nucleotide messenger RNA. RefSeq lists its product as uncharacterized. NCBI's taxonomy places the organism in Eukaryota, Fungi, Basidiomycota, Agaricomycetes, Boletales, Pisolithaceae. The record is from RefSeq and is a predicted model, not a curated record. The coding region runs from base 109 to 924 and encodes 271 amino acids. The transcript is spliced from 8 exons.